AUGUGGCUGCUGCUGCUUGCUAUUCUGUACGUUGCUGCCUUUUUCCUCCUCACUCGUCCCCGUACCGUUCCACUCGUUCCGGAUUCAAACCCCGACCAAGAUUCUUCUUCUUCUUCUUUUUCUUCUAUCAACAACACAGCAGGUGAUCCUCAAAUUCUCCACCCAACCAAGUACGACGUAUUCAUCAGCUUCAGAGGAGAAGAUGUUCGGUUGAACUUCCUCAGCCACCUCUACCUUCACCUCAACAACGUCAAGAAACUCGCCGUCUACAAAGAUGACGUGGAUUUGCCCAGAGGAGCGGAGAUCUCGCCCACGCUCUUGCGAGCGAUCGAGAUGUCCGACGUUUACGUAGUGAUCCUCUCCCGCAACUAUGCGAGUUCCAAAUGGUGUCUCGAGGAGCUGGAGAAAAUCUUCCAGUGUGUGGAACAGCACGACCGGAAGUUUGUCCCAGUUACCUACGACAUGAGUUUCGAUGAUUUCUACGAGACCUUGCCCUCUUCUGCUGCUGCUCGAUUUUUUCGAAGCUGGGGGGACAAACUGCUCAAGGUAGUUGGCAAGAUUAUACCAGCAGGUCCCGCUGCCAACCACGUGAGCUUCUCUGAUUUCUUCAACAACCUGCCCUCUUCUACUGCUCCUGGAAAUGUUGGAAGCUGGAGGGGAAAACUGCUUGAGAUGAUCGGGUUGGAUUACACGCUCAUAAGCUGGAGGGCCAAACUGGAAGAAAUAGUCGGCCGUGCCGGAUUGGAUUACAUGGCCAUCAGCUUCAGAGGAGAAGAUGUUCGGUUGAACUUCCUCAGCCACCUCUACCUUCACCUCAACAACGUCAAGAAACUCGCCGUCUACAAAGAUGACGUGGAUUUGCCGCGAGGAGCGGAGAUCUCGCCCACGCUCUUGCGAGCGAUCGAGAUGUCCGACGUUUACGUAGUGAUCCUCUCCCGCAACUAUGCGAGUUCCAAAUGGUGUCUCGAGGAGCUGGAGAAAAUCUUCCAGUGCGUGGAACAGCACGACCGGAAGUUUGUGCCAGUUACCUACGACAUGAGUUUCGAUGAUUUCUACGAGACCUUGCCCUCUUCUGCUGCUGCUCGAUUUUUUCGAAGCUGGGGGGACAAACUGCUCAAGGUAGUUGGCAAGAUUAUACCAGCAGGUCCCGGUGCCAACCACGUGAGCUUCUCUGAUUUCUUCAACAACCUGCCCUCUUCUACUGCUACUGGAAAUGUUGGAAGCUGGAGGGGAAAACUGCUCGAGAUGAUCGGGUUGGAUUACACGCUCAUAAGCUGGAGGGCCAAACUGGAAGAAAUAGUCGGCCGUGCCGGAUUGGAUUACAUGGCCAUCAGCAGCAGCAGCAGCAGCGAGAUCGUAAGUGUUUCACAGUACGAGGCUAGCAGAGCUCUCUUUGGAAUGGAGAGCAAGGUGAAAGACGUUCAACAAUUGGUCUUCUCCAACGAGAGGGAGAAUUUGACGAUUGGACUGUGGGGAAUGGACGGCAUUGGCAAGACUACUCUCGCUAGGGCUUUCGCCCAUCUGUUUUCCCGCGAAUUCGAUUCCAUCCGCUUCCUCAAAUUUCCCGACCCAUUCGCCAGCGGGAUGUCCGUGCCACAAUUUGGUAGUCCGCAACGUCGCUUCUUCUCCUACUUAUUGGGUGACGAUCACAGCACUGCUAGUGCUGGUGGGGAAACGUUACUGGACGCCAGUUUGAUGCUUCGCCGUGUUGGUCGUGUCAAGGCGCUGGUCGUGGUCGAGGACGUGGGCGACGACGUGGGCAACAUUGUCCCGCUCAAGGAUUUGUUCGACGGGCAGUACAGCGAUCUGUUUGGUCCGGGGAGCGUGGUGAUCAUGACCGGAACCAACCAACAACUUCUCAAGAGUGUGUGCCAUGUUGUGUAUGAAGUCAAGGGUUUGAAUGAUCUCGAAGCUUGGCGACUUUUCUGCUUGCAUGCAUUUAGAGGGGAAGAAGAUGCACCAUCAGUUGAGUAUCUGGAGCUGGCCAGGAGAGCGGUAAGUUACGCGGGUGGAAAUCCGCUGGCGAUCACCCUCUUGGGCGCGCACUUGUACGAUCGGGAUCUCAAGUUUUGGGUUGGCGAGCUAGGCUACUUGCAUCAUGAUGAUGAUCCGAAUUCGGUGGUUCGGAACAUUGGGAGGAGGAGUUAUGAAGGAUUGAGCCUGGCAGAGAAAGAUUUGUUCCUCGACCUGGCCUGCUUCUAUCCUUAUUGGGAAAAUAAGAGAUUAAGUAGUGCUGGGGUACUAACUAAAGAUGGGAAAUGGAAUCUCAUUACCAAUCUUGUGGAUAAGUCUCUUAUAAGCAUUCGGGCGGACUUUAUAACAGUGAGUCGGGUGAUACGAGAUCUUGGUCGCAGCAUUGUUAAUGAAAAAGAAGAAGGAAUAAGAAUGCGCACGAGGUUGUGGAAACCAGAACAUGUACCUCUCCUCUUCAAGAAACCUAAGGGUGCUCUUCCGAUUAAAGGCAUCGUCUUAACUGAGGAGGUUUUUCAAGGCCACACCCAGCCAUGGAGAAUCUGGAGAUCUGAAACAUGUAUACAAGACGAUGCUUUUGAGGAGAUGGAAGAUCUUCGAUUUCUAGUGAUUCCCCGUUCUACUUGCAGAUUCAUUUUACCGGAGAAUGGGUUGAAAUGUCUACCCAAUAUGUUGAGAGUUCUCGAGUGGUACUCGUUUCCCUCUAGAUGUUUGCCAUCCCAAUUCUCCGCUGAAAAUCUUGUCACACUUUGUUUGACGUACAGCAAGGUUGAACAGCUUUGGGAAGGUGACGAACCUAACAACAUGGAUUUGGGGAAUUUGAAAACCCUUCAUCUCAAGGGAUCCAGGAGCCUACGAAACCUGCCUGAUCUCUCCACGGCGAAAAGACUCGAGAGUAUUGAUCUUUCUGGGUGUGUGAGCUUUGAGAAGCUACCGUCGGGCAUUGGAGAUCUCUCCAGACUGUCGGAAUUGCUCCUCGCCGGUUGUAAGAGUCUAUCAUGCCUCCCCGACACCAUCCACAAGCUAUCCAACUUAGAAACCCUCAGACUAAGUGAUUGCUCUAAACUGAGCGAGUUACCACGGCUUCCUUCAUUCUUGAUAGAAUUGGAUGCACGUCGCUGCAAGUCGCUUCGAAACAUGUCAUUAUUUGAUGACACUGCCGACUCACAAUUUACAUUGUCCGUCACGAAAUCUGCUCUGUACCGUUGGUGCUUUGGCGGGUGCUGCAGGUUGGAUCGAGGAGUAUGCAGUACGAUUGUGGAUAAGUUUACCCAUCCGGUUCGAAGCCCCACAUUCUCUGCGCUUUUAGUGCCGGCAAAAUGGGUAGCAAAACCUAGAGACCAGGGUGAACAAGGAAGCAUAAUGGGAUCUUCUUACAAGUCCACGGCGACAGCGGAUUUGCGUCGAGAACCAUACAAGUUAAAGUCCCUGCUCUUUUGCAUCGUAAUUAAUCGCCUGCCCCUUCAUAAGCUCCAGCGAGCGAAGAUUAAGUGCGUCAUGGACACCAAUGCCCAACCUGAGAACUAUAGUGAUUCUACUAUCGACGAUUUCUUCGAUGAGAUAACGAGCGUUCCCAGUUGGGAGCCGUCUGGAAGAUACUUUGAAUUACCAGAAAUGGGCGAGGACGAGGACAAUCUCUCAAACGAUCACCUUUUACUAUGGUCCGAAGAUAGGGACACCCAAAUGGCGAGAUCGGUAGAAAAAGAGGCUAAGAAAAAAGCUGCUGGCGCACAUUGUGCUAAAGUUCGGUUCCAUUUUCACGGCGAAUACGAUUUGGAAGAGGAUGGGCUUGAAUCAUCUAUGUUGAUAAAGAAUUGUCGGGUCAUUCCAGUGUACGAUGACAGAAGAUCAAAGCGAGUUUACACCACCACAAACAGUCCACCCGCCGACCAAGAUUCUUCUGCCGGCGGUGAUCCUGAUCAUCAAAUCCUCCACCCAACCAAGUACGAUGUCUUCAUCAGCUUCAGAGGGGCCGAUGUUCGGGACAACUUCCUCAGCCACCUCUACCGCGAGCUCAAUAAUGUCAAGAAACUCGUGGUUUACAAAGACGACGUGGAUCUGCCCAGAGGAUCGGAGAUCUCGCCCUCGUUCUUGCAAGCGAUCGAGAGGUCCGACGUUUAUGUAGCGAUCCUCUCCCGCAGUUAUGCGAAUUCCAAAUGGUGCCUGGAGGAGCUGCAGAAAAUCUUCGAAUGUGUGGAACAGCACGGCCGGAAGUUCAUACCAGUUACCUACGACAUGAGUUUCGCUGAUUUCUACGAGGCGUUGCCCUCCUCACCUGCUGCGGGAAGAAUGGGAAGCUGGAGGGACAAACUGCUGAAGAUAACGGACCUCGCUGGAUUGGAUUACAAGGUCGUCAGAGCUUCCACCAUAUUGGAUUGGAGUGGAGAGCAUCAGAGCAAGGUGGAAGAAGUUGAACGGCUGUGGCGCUCCAAAGAGAGGGGUACCUGGACGAUUGGAGUGGUGGGAGUGCCCGGCAUUGGCAAGUCUACUCUUGCUCAGGCUUUCGUCCGUCGAUACGAUCGUGAGUUCGAUUCCACCUGCUCCUUGCAAUUUUCCGACGCGCUGAUCACUAGCUUGUUGUCGUCGUCCGCACAACCUCCAUUCGGUACUCUGCAGAGUCGCUUCUUCGCAAACUUAUUGGGUGAUCAUCAUCAUGGCGGUGGUACUGCUGGGGAAACAUUGAACCGCUAUUUGAUGCUUAAACGUCUUGGUCGUCUAAAGGCUCUGGUCGUGGUCGAUGGCCUGGGCGACAAGGUUGACAGCAUAUGCCAACUUCAAGAUUUGUUUAAUGGGCUGUACAGCGACAUGUUCGGCCCAGGAAGCGUGGUGAUCGUGACCGGCACCAACCAACAACUUCUCAAGAGUGUAUGCGACACUGUGUAUCAAGUCGAGGGUCUGACAGGUGAGGAAACUAUGCGACUUUUCUGCUUGUAUGCAUUUAAAGGGGAAGAUUAUGGACCAGCUAAUCACUAUGUGGCGUUGGUCCAUGCCAUUAUACCUUACACGGGUGGAAAUCCAUCAGCAGCUGCCCGCUUGGGCGUCCACUUGUAUAAACGGGAUACCAAGUUCUGGGAGGAAGAGCUACACUACUUGCGUGAAAAGGAACAUGGACGCUUACGUGGUAUCCACCCUGAGUUUUGA
Linum tenue is the source of this 5112-nucleotide messenger RNA. NCBI's taxonomy places the organism in Eukaryota, Viridiplantae, Streptophyta, Magnoliopsida, Malpighiales, Linaceae. The record is from the annotation of a GenBank genome assembly.